AUCACAUCUUCAACCUUCAAGAUCUCUCCUUUUGUCAUCUUCACAUCCUCAUCUCCACCUCUAUAUAUACAUUAUACUCACUCGAUCUAUGAACAUCAAGAAACACAAUUUGAGAAUUUUCGAAAUCUUCUCCCAGUGAUAACCUUUUUAGCUCUCGUUUUAUCAUCUGCACGCUUGAAUAAAUGGCUUCCACACUCUCAUUCACAUCGGCUCUUAGCUCACCUCUCGCUCUAUCUCCUACUUCUUUCUCGUCCAAACCUACUUCGCCUUUCUCUGUCUCGUUUCCACGGAUGGUCCCUGGUAAGAUCAGAGCUCAAGACCACAGAGAAGACUCUGUUGAUGUUGUUCACCAAGGACAGAAAGGGAAUCAAGGAUCUAGUGUGGAGAAAAGACCUCAACGCUUAGCUAUGGACGUUUCUCCUUUCGGAUUGUUGGAUCCUCUGUCACCGAUGAGGACAAUGCGUCAAAUGCUCGACACAAUGGACAGGAUGUUCGAUGACGCUGCCAUGAUCGUCCCAGGAAGAAGCAGAGGAGGAGGAGGAAGCGGAGUUUCCGAGAUCCGUGCGCCUUGGGACAUGAAAGAGGAAGAGCACGAGAUCAAGAUGCGUUUCGACAUGCCUGGCUUAUCCAAAGAAGACGUCAAGGUCUCUGUCGAAGACAACGUUCUUGUGAUCAAAGGAGAACAGAAGAAGGAAGACGAGAAUGAUUCUUGGUCCGGAAGAAGCUUUAGCUCUUACGGUACGCGACUACAGCUACCUGAUAACUGCGAGAAAGACAAGAUCAAAGCUGAGCUCAAGAAUGGAGUUCUGUUUAUCACAAUUCCUAAAACCAAAGUCGAACGCAAAGUUGUUGAUGUCCAGGUUCAGUGAGAAUACAGUAACGUUUUCUUCUGUUUUCUUGUUCUGGUGCUGUCUAUCUAAUCUAAUACUAUAAAGAAGAGCUACUCUCUUCUCUUGAGGUGCCACGUCAUCAAAUAGAUUAUCCUGUGCGUGACAUGUGUCCCGCCUUACUUAAACGCUGCGCAUCAUUAACUCAUUUCGUUCGUUCUGAUUUGGGCUUUAUUCCAUUAAACUGAUAAGUCGAUGUGUUUUGGGCUUCGAGUUAUGUCUUCGCCGUGUCUUCUUCUCUUGGAUACUCCGCCGUCACAAUCAAAAUUCGUAGACACCGCCGUGCUCACUAUCUCCACCAAUUUUAUGUAGAUCGAUUGUUAUCAGAGCAUAUCAUGUUGGAAUCCAUCAUCUGUUUCUUAUCAUCAAUCUUCCUUCUUACCGACAACAGAAAUCUGAAGACGUUACGGAAUUUGGCUGAUUUCAAGCGUCAUCUUGGAACCGUCAUCUUUAAAGCACUCAUUAACAAUCCCUCCUCAAUUACUUCCUUUCUGUGCAUCCUUGACUAUAAAUAGGCGACCCUUAUGCAAGCCAUUGUCACCGUCACCGUCAAGCGGACAGUUCAGAAUCGUCAGCUGCAGAUUUGGUCAUUAAGGCGUUGAAAGAGCCGAAGAGAGACCGUAAAAAUAGUUAAGAACGUUACGCACAAGACUACUAGAGAUAUUCAAGAAGGUGAGAUCAGUAUUCAUGGUUACCAAGGUGAAAAACGCACCCAGAAAAAAAGAUUUUAUGGGAGUUGAAAAGAUGAUAUCUUCUCUUCUUUCAUUUUUAUAUAGGGUGAGCUGUUAAGUUUCUUCACUCAGAAUGACUCAAUUUUUUAUUACGGUUGUAUUGCGUUCCUUCUGCUUAACAAUACCGAUCGAAAGUUAUAUAGAUUUCUUUUAUAGCAUUGUUUUUCUCUUGCUCUCACAUUUAAGCCUUCUCCCGUAAUGAUGCUACUAAUUUCUUUCUCCAGUGAACUAAUAUGAUAUAAUGUGAGCUUUUGUACACUGAGAAAACGUUGAUGUAGUUCGAGAAAAGGAGUAGCAGAGCUAAGGGUCUGACCUUCCACCCCAAAAAAACCAAGAAAUCUCGCCAGUUUCUCAGAGGUGUCAUCCAGCAAUGUUAUUAUCUAAUGGGUUCUUUUGUUUUUACUCCACAGCUUUUCUUCCUCUCAACAGGUAAGAUAGGAAAUCUAUUUACAUGAAAAAACUGCACUCUAUGGAGCUUUACUGGAUUUUUUAUGAUAGAUAGUCCUCCACUCAAAUCAUUGUAAAAAGAUUAUGCUUACGUUCAUAUGUAUGUGUUGAAUAUAUGAAUGAUCUUCUGGAUUCACUAAGUUGUUGAGAUACAUAUAUAUUUUUAUUUUGUUCAUGAUUA
Messenger RNA from Raphanus sativus (radish), 2246 nucleotides. Its product is annotated as heat shock protein 21, chloroplastic-like. The record is from RefSeq and is a predicted model, not a curated record. The transcript has 5 exons. NCBI's taxonomy places the organism in Eukaryota, Viridiplantae, Streptophyta, Magnoliopsida, Brassicales, Brassicaceae. Bases 183 to 869 code for a protein of 228 amino acids. Gene Ontology annotation, biological process: response to heat.